GGCCCCGCCUCCCUCUCCUCCCCUCCCCGCUCCUCAGGGCCGCGGCUCGGGACGCCGCUCGUCGCCCGCUCGGAGCCGUGAGGGAGACGGCCGCGUUCUCCUCCCUUCGCCUCGUUCUCCCACCCCGAAGCGGGAGGCAGACGGCGGCCGCCCGCUCCUCGCCGCCUCCUCCCGCUCCUCCUCCUGCAGCGGGGGCCGCGUCCUGCUGCCGGGGGGGGGGAAUUGAUGUGGAGACCCCGCGCAGCACCAUGCAGCCCCCGCCGAGGAAGGUGAAAGUCACACAAGAGCUGAAAAACAUCCAGGUGGAGCAGAUGACAAAGCUGCAGGCCAAGCAUCAGGCAGAAUGUGAGCUACUUGAAGAUAUCAGAGCAUUCAGUCAGAAGAGAGCUGCCAUCGAGAAGGAAUAUGCCCAGAGCCUCCAGAAGCUGGCCAGCCAGUACUUGAAGAAGGACUGGCUGGGAAUGAAAGCCGAUGAGCGAGCUGAUUAUAGGAGCAUGUACUCGGUUUGGAAAUCGCUCCUGGAAGGCACGAUGCAAGUGGCCCAGUCCCGACUCAAUAUCUGCGAGAACUAUAAAAACUUAAUUUCGGAACCGGCCAGGAGCGUGAGGUGCUUCAAGGAACAGCAGCUGAAAAAGUUAAAAGCACGACGGUCGGAGUGUAACUCAAAGGCCAUCCAUGCAAGGAAUGAUUAUCUUCUCACUCUAGCAGCUGCUAAUGCACACCAAGACCGCUACUACCAGACAGACUUGGUGAACAUUAUGAAGGCUCUGGAUGGGAACGUGUACGAUCACCUGAAGGAUUAUUUAAUGGCAUUCAGCAGGACUGAGCUCGAGACGUGCCAAGCCGUACAGAACACGUUCCAGUUUUUACUGGAGACUUCCAGCAGGGUGGUGCGAGAUUACAAUCUACAGCAGUUUUUACAGGAGAACUCCGUGUUUCACAAACCGCAGCCUUUCCAGUUCCAGCCGAGUGACAGCGACACUAGUUUUAACGCGGUUCAGCUGGUGGACAUCGAGCCCUCACCUGUCAGUGCCAUGCGAAUGACAAUAGCAGAGAGUCGACAACUGGAAUCGGAAACUGGAACGACCGAAGAGCACAGCCUCAACAAGGAGGCUCGGAAAUGGGCUACGCGCGUGGCCCGCGAGCACAAGAACAUCAUCCACAGCCAGCGGACUCUUGAAGAGCUGGAGUGCCACGGGCCUGUGAUGUCUGAGCAAACCCGAGUGGAACUGGAGCAGAAAAUAGAUGAGGCCAGAGAGAGCAUUCGCAAGGCUGAGAUCAUUAAGCUGAAAGCCGAAGCCCGUCUCGAUCUCCUGAAGCAGAUCGGCGUUUCCGUGGAUACGUGGCUAAAAAGUGCAAUGAACCAGGUGAUGGAGGAGCUGGAAAACGAGCGCUGGGCCAGCCUGCCCUCGGUGACCAACAACGGCUCCGCGCACCUGAUUAAUGCUGACGCAGAAAAGGAAGAAGGCGAAGAGUUUGAGGACAGCAUGGACGUUUUUGAUGACAGCAGUUCCAGUCCUUCUGGUACUCUGAGAAAUUACCCUCUCACCUGCAAAGUUGUUUAUUCCUAUAAGGCUUCCCAGCCCGAUGAGUUGACCAUCGAGGAGCACGAGGUAUUGGAGGUGAUUGAAGAUGGAGAUAUGGAAGACUGGGUAAAGGCGCGGAAUAAAGCCGGCCAGGUGGGCUACGUCCCGGAGAAAUACCUGCAGUUCCCGACGUCCAGCAGCCUGCUGAGCAUGCUCCAGUCCCUCGCCGCGCUGGACAGUCGGUCCCACACCUCCAAUAACUCAACAGAAGCUGACCUGGUGUCGGGCAGCCUGAACGGGGAUUCCAGCGUCUGUUUUGUAAAAGCACUUUACGACUACGAGGGCCAGACAGAUGACGAGCUGUCCUUCCCAGAAGGAGCCAUCAUCCGCAUCCUGAACAAGGAGAAUCAGGAUGACGAUGGCUUUUGGGAAGGAGAAUUCAAUGGCCGCGUUGGGGUGUUCCCAUCGGUAUUAGUUGAAGAACUGACGGCCUCAGAAAAUGGAGAGACUCAGUGGCUUGGAGAUAUUCAGGUGUCCCCCACCCCGAAGCCGAAUCACGCCCUGCCGCCACUGCCGCUGUACGACCAGCCUCCCGCCAGCCCCUUCCACAGCCCGGAUAAAAGAGGCUCCCAGUACUUCCCCAGAUCACCAUCGACUAACGAGAACAGCUUCAGCUCAGAGUCCCCUGGAUUCUCGCAGCCUCCACGACUUCCUCCUGAGACUUCGUAUGGCAAACUGCGACCUGUGCGAGCAGCUCCGCCGCCCCCGACGCAGCAUCACCGCCGGGCAACGGAGAAGAUCGAGGACGUGGAGAUCACUCUGGUGUAACGCCUGGACUCGUUCCGUAGUAGUGCUACAAUCAAGACCAAACCCGGGAUUUGGUCGGUCUCGUUUUUAGGCACCUUUGCAUGAUGAAGACUUCGAAUAGAGCAAGAGAUGGGGAGGAUUUUUCCGGGACGGUGACACGGCGGACUCCUUCCCACGGUCAUGAAUAUUUUGUGCCUUUUUUUUUUUUUUUUUUUUUUUUUUGGUUUUGCUUUCUAUACGUCACUCUUCCUCUCUUAGCACAAACCCAGGCGGGCGGAGGAUGGCGGCGGAGCAGGUUUCUCUCUUGGCUGGAGAUGGUCAUUUUUCUACGGAGGCUGAGAAGGAGCCUCCUUCCCGCAGCGUGGUCGCAGCGCCCUUCCUUCCAUCCCAUGCGUUAGUACAGUAUAUUACUGUUGCCAUAGGAAUGUGUUAAAAGAUUGUCAGUUCUUCAAGUAGCAUGACUUGUCUGAUUAGGUUUUAAUCAGAUGGAACGGAGUGGAAAAAAGGGAACUGAAAAAUGAGUGUAAGGAGAGGCUGGCUCCUCUUUAGUGCCCUCGCGGAAGGAAGAAACGGGAAAAUAAUCUUAUAGGUAAGGAAAAGUGAUGCAAAUCAUACAGUGUUAAUUACAUUAAUGCACACCUCUUCAAUAAUUAACAGUUAAGCGGAACUAAAUGUUCUUUGUAUUAAUAUUUAUGCAGUACAUUUAGUAAUAGAGUAUCUAAUAUGGAGGUGCUGAAUUAGUAGCAACAUCUUGUUCCAUAGCAUAAACCAACCGGUAGAGAAGUGAGGUUUUCGUCUAGAUCUGGAAAUUGAGCUUCAUUUUUUUUUUUUCUUAGCAGAUUUGGGGGGUUUUGUUUUAUAAGUAUUCGGCUCACUCUUGUCCCAGCUAUCGCCGCGCUCUGCGUGUGUAUCUCUGUCACCCAUCCAUCUGGCUGCAGUUCGAUUACGUUCCUGCGUUGUUCGGGUUCUGCAUUGGAUGGCCCCAUAGCGUUGUCCCAGGGCAGCCCCAUAACGAACCUCGUGCUGCUGCAGAGCUCCAGGCUGCUGCUGGCUCCCGAAUUCCUCUCGCCCAACCAAUGGAGAGUGAGAAGAGACCAACUUUAAACCUCUGGGAAGGAAGCUUGUUUUUUGUUGUUGUUCAAAAGAAAAGGGGAGAAAUGGCCAGAAGAGAGGGGAGGAAAACGGGUUGUUCUUCAUCUGUGAGCAGUGAGCUGCUGUUGGAAGAGCAGCGUCCAUCAGACGAAAGCUUCGGGCGUCACAAGGCUGAUUUCCCUUCUGUGAACGCGCUCUUACGCGUUCAUUCUUUUCAGCACCGGUAACAUUUCUGCCUUUCGUUGGGUAUACCAAGGGCUGUCUGUUGAGGCUGCAUUCACAACAACCAUCCAACCAGAUUUUCUCGUCAGCUUCGCACCUCCCCAGCCGGGCGGCGUCUCCCAGUCCUCCCAUCUCCUUCCCCAGUGGGACAAUGGAAGAGGAGAGCUCUUCCAAGAGGAGGUGGGUUCUGGGAUGGCUGGCUGUCCAGUGGAGUCUUAUUCUCUCGCACCUCCGGUCCCGUUGAUCCGUUCGAGGUCUUUUUGACGCGUUUCUCAAACUUGUUAAGUUUAAAAAAAGGAAAAAAAAAAGAAAAAGUUUCUAUGAAGAUGUAACUGUUGGCAAAAACGUCGAAAGCUUCGCCGUGCAGCAGCAAAGCGAGUACUGCCACAGUGCCCAGCUCCCGUUCCUUCGGCCAGUUCUUUCCUGGGUGCCCCCCAACACGCGGACUCUCAACAUUCAGAGGAGUGUUAUUUAAGGUCUCUUUAGUUGUAUUUUAAAAUAUUUUCUGCAAGAGCUGCUAAUUUUAUUUAAAAAAAAAAAAAGGAAAAAAAAAAAAAAGAAAGAGGAGAAG
This is a messenger RNA of Numida meleagris (helmeted guineafowl), 4218 nucleotides long. RefSeq names its product FCH and double SH3 domains 2 (gene FCHSD2). The record is from RefSeq and is a predicted model, not a curated record. Gene Ontology annotation, biological process: neuromuscular synaptic transmission; regulation of actin filament polymerization. Gene Ontology annotation, molecular function: protein binding. Gene Ontology annotation, cellular component: neuromuscular junction; recycling endosome. Lineage: Eukaryota; Metazoa; Chordata; Aves; Galliformes; Numididae.